Guillardia theta CCMP2712 is the source of this 1221-nucleotide messenger RNA. RefSeq names its product Adaptor protein complex 4 subunit MU (gene AP4M). Gene Ontology annotation, biological process: Golgi to lysosome transport; protein targeting. Lineage: Eukaryota; Cryptophyceae; Pyrenomonadales; Geminigeraceae. Bases 1 to 1221 code for a protein of 406 amino acids. Gene Ontology annotation, cellular component: trans-Golgi network; cytoplasmic vesicle; clathrin adaptor complex. The record is from RefSeq and is a predicted model, not a curated record. The transcript has 16 exons.
AUGUACUUUGUCUUCACUACCACCAAGAACAUCCAGAGCUCCAUUCUCAUCGAGCUCCUCCAGCGCCUGUCCCGCGUCUUCAAGGACUACUGCGGCGUCCUAACAGAAGAGAGCGUGAGGAGGAACUUCCUCCUCCUCUACGAGCUCUUGGAUGAAGUGUUCGAUCGCGGGUACCCGCAGGGCAUGUCGACGGAGCUGCUGAAAGCAUACAUCUACAACGAGCCCGUCGCUGUCCACGCCCCUUCCUCCGGAGGCGUAAGCAGCAAGCUGAACAAACUUUCCGACGCGCUGGCGGAGAAGGUGAAUCUUGGUGAGAGAAAGACGAUGACGUCGGCGGCUGCGAACAAGCCGAUCACUGUUGGGACCUCUGAUAGAAAGGACAACACCAUCUUCGUCGACGUGAUAGAGAAGUUGACUGUCGUCUCUGAUAGGAACGCACGGAUAACCCACCAUUACAUCAACGGAGCCAUUGUGCUGAAAAGCUUCCUAACUGGAAGCCCGGAAAUGAAGCUGUCGCUCAACGAAGACAUUUCUAUCACUUCCCUGGGAAUCGUCGGAGGAGGAGGAGCAGGAGGAGCAGGAGGAGGGAUUCCCAGCCUCACCCUUGACGAUGUGAAUUUCCACGAGUGCGUGAGGUGGACAGAAGGCAGCAAACGUGCAGAGUUUAACUUCUUCGCUCCUGACGGAGAGUUCACCCUUCUCACAUACAGGAUCAAGAGCGCGUUUCUCCCUCCUGUCACCCUCCAGCCCUUCCUGGAGCCGCAAGGGCCCAACGGCCUGGACUACGUCAUCCGAGUCCGUUCAGAGUUCCCACCAGACAGAACUGCCACCAACGUCACCCUCCACUUUGCCCUCCCCUCCUGGGCCACCAGCGUGUCGGUGGAGACAGCAGGAGCUCCUUUACCAGACGGCAAAUCGCUCCCUUCAGGUCGCGCUGAGCUGGACAGGAAGAAUCACGUGGUCACGUGGGUGAUCCCUAAGAUGCCAGGAGGAGCAGAAGCGAUUGUUCGGGCAAAGAUUGUCUUGCCUUCGCACACCAAGGCUUCUUCUUGCGAUCUCAGUGAGUUUGGAGCUGUAAAAGUUCAUUUCGAGCUUCCUAUGUACGUCCUUUCUGGGCUGCAGAUCAAGCAGCUUGAGUUCCUGCAGGGUGGCAGCAAGUCGCCGAACAAGUGGAUUCGCUAUGUCUCCCAGGCGCUCUCCUACGUUGGUCGAUGGACUUGA